AUGAGCGCAUCUGAACAUGUUGAGCCCUCAGCCGGCGCCGACCAGCACAAGAACUCUCAAGAUGCUGGUAAGCGGAGAGAGAGUUUCAGCUCUCAGAACUCGCAAACAGCCAAAGAAUUCAUCGAAUCGCAAAUGCGUCUUGAGGCCGCCGCCCGCGAGAUCCUACCAUACUCCUUUGACGCCUGCACACAAGCCCUAGGACCUCUGCGACAGACUCUGUUUGCCUGCCUCACAUGCAACCCUCCCUCCGAUAAGCCAGAUGCAGCACACACUUCCGCAGGCGUCUGCUAUUCCUGCUCUAUCGCUUGCCACGGCGAGCAUACACUCGUCGAGCUAUUCAGUAAGAGAAACUUUGUCUGCGACUGUGGAACAACGCGCGUGUCGUCCGGCCUACCCUGUACGCUUCGAAAUGACCCUGAGACCGGUGCAAAGGUAGUUCGGGCUCAGGAGCCAGCGCCAGAGAACAAAUACAACCACAAUUUUCAAAACAAGUUCUGCGGCUGCGGUGAGGACUACAAUGCUUUUGAAGAGAAGGGAACAAUGUUCCAGUGUCUUGGGCUAGGUACGGUCGAAACCGGUGGUUGUGGUGAGGAUUGGUGGCAUCCGGAGUGCCUGAUCGGCUUACCAAGGAACUGGUAUAAGAAAGCGAAAGCUGCGACAGAUGAUGUCGAAGCCGCGAAGGAGGAUGAAAACGACGAUGAGGAUACACCUCUGCCCCCCGGAUUCCCGGCUGAAGAUGACUUCGAAACAUUCUUGUGUUACAAGUGUGUCGAAUCAAAUCCGUGGUUGAAGCGAUAUGCAGGAACUCCAGGGUUCCUUCCAGCAGUCUACAAGGAUGGCGGUCUGUCAAAAGUCUCCGAAGAGGAGCGCACAGGCGCAGACCCUUUGAAUGCGUCUUCUAAUCAAUUGGCCAACACCAAGAAACGUAAGGCCGAUGAGGAUGACACGACAGAGGCAAAGGAGACAGUCGAACUAGCUGCAAAGCGGACAAAAUCAGAAGUCGAUGGCGAACAAAGCUUUACAGAAUCAAAAUCAGAGACUACCCAGGCCGAACCCGCCAAACCCAAGCACGAAUCCCUACCUAACCCACCCCCAUCCGGAACAUUCUCCCUUUUCCUCAAAGAAGACUUCCGCGAGCACUUCUGCCGCUGCCCAGAAUGUUACCCCAACCUAGCCAAAUACCCUCAACUCCGUGAAGAGGAGGAAACAUAUGAGCCCCCUCUCUCGGAGGAUGGCGAUGCCAACGGCGGAGGCAGCACCGGAACGGGCAGCAUCUACGAGCGCGGCGAGGCAGCCCUUAGUAACAUCGACCGUGUCCGGGCUAUCGAGGGUGCAAUGGUGUACAACCACCUCCGUGAUAAAGUGAAGGAGUUCCUAAAACCCUUUGCGGAGUCCGGCACGGCGGUCAGUGCGGAGGAUAUUAAGGCCUACUUUGAGAAAUUGCGUGGCGAUGAGAAGCCGAUCAAGGAUGCUGCUGCUGGUCAGGCCUCCGCUUCUUCCGGGAAUGGAGGCAAUGAGAAGGACGAGGGAGGAGAUGGUCGGAAAGAACAAAGUGGUAUGUUACGCUUGAGAAUAUAUGUUGCCUCAGGCCUUUUCUGA
Molecule: messenger RNA, 1599 nt
Organism: Aspergillus fumigatus Af293
Lineage: Eukaryota; Fungi; Ascomycota; Eurotiomycetes; Eurotiales; Aspergillaceae
Product: putative metaphase-anaphase transition protein (Mlo2)
Cellular component (GO): cytoplasm
Molecular function (GO): zinc ion binding; ubiquitin protein ligase activity
Source: RefSeq, a predicted model, not a curated record